Messenger RNA from Paramecium tetraurelia, 2313 nucleotides. RefSeq lists its product as uncharacterized. Lineage: Eukaryota; Ciliophora; Oligohymenophorea; Peniculida; Parameciidae. Gene Ontology annotation, cellular component: eukaryotic translation initiation factor 4F complex. The transcript is spliced from 7 exons. The record is from RefSeq and is a predicted model, not a curated record. Gene Ontology annotation, molecular function: mRNA binding; translation initiation factor activity; protein binding.
AUGAGUGCUAGUACUACAAAAAAGAAGUUGAACAUAAAUUCUCAACCUUUUAAUAUUGAAUAACCUGAAAAGUAACCUCAUCAUUCUCUUGUACAUACAUCAAAGCCUUAUCAACCUAAAAAUGAAAUUCAAGAAUAUUUCUCAUAAAAGAGUUAUACUCCUAUUGAUGAGCUGGCUCCUGACUUCAACUAUCAUAAGUCCACUUAGCAUUAAUAAGAACCUGCUUAAGUCGUCAACUAAAAUCAAGGACCCAAAGAAAAAAAAAAACUUAGAAAGACACAUUAUGAAUUUUAAGUCGACCCUAAUUUAGCAGAGAAGAUUGAUUAAAAAAGCAAGGAGGAAUUGGAAUUGCAGAAACUAGAAGAAUAAAGAAAAAUAGAGGAGGAGAAAUUAAAAUUAGAAUAAGAAGAGCUUCGAAGAUAAGAAGAGUUAAUCAAGUUGGAAGAGUUAAGAAAAUAAGAAGAAGAGAAUUAUCAACCAAGACCAUACACAAAAGAGUAGCUUGAAUCCAUGUUUGCAAACAUGAAUGAUUUUUAAUAUUUUGAAAGUGACAUUAAUUGGAUCAAAAUCAAGGAUAGAAAACAUUUUGAUUAUAAAGAAUUCAAAAGGUACGAACAAAGAAAAGACAGCAAAAUCCCAACUCAAAAGAAGGAUACCAAAACAGAAAUCCAAUUGGAUAGACAACCAGUACAAUAGAAUGAGCCCCCUUAAAAAUUUCCUAAAAGAGCCCAAAUCUCUAUCUAAGAAUAACUCUGGAAGGAUAAAUUGAAAUAAGAAGCUUAUGCUUGGUCUUAGAUUCUUGACACCACUCCUGAAUAAAAGAAAGCCAUCGAAAAGGAUCUCAAAUAUAGGUUGAAUCAAUUGGCUCCAGAUAAUGAAGGCCAAGUUUCCAAAUAUAUUAUUGAAACCAUUGAAUAAAAUUAAGAUUUCAUCGACUUUUUGACUGAAAAAAUAAUUGAAAAAGCCCAGAUCGAACCUAAGUACAGAGGACUGUAUAUCAAUUUAUGUUCCAAAUUGGCUACUCUACCCUCUUUGUAAUUGAAGGUGCAAGAUAAAAAUGGCAAGACCAAACAACAGUCCAAAUUCAAAGCCUCUCUUUUGAAUAGAGUCUAGAAAAUGUUCAACAGUAGAAAGACAAUGGAUUACGACACCUCUAAACUGAAACAAGAAGAAAAGAUAUAGUUCCACAUGAUUAGAAAGAGGAAGAUUAUGGGAAAUGUUAGAUUUAUUGGUGGAUUAUAUUUAACUUCAUUAUUACCUAUACAAGCCUUAUCCAGUGUAUUGUCAGAAUUGAUGGGAGAAUACCUUAUUGGUUAUGUUCCCAAAGAAGAUACUGCUGAUGAGUCUUUAGAAGGAUUGAUUGAACUUAUAGAUCAAAUUGGUCAAAGUUUUAAUUAAAAUGAAAGGAUAGUUGAUGAAGCAUUUAUUAACAAAAUUGGGUAGAUUCUGAAUGGAUAGAAAAAGUCACUUGAUCAGAUUGAAGGCCUAUUUAGAGAUAUAAAAAAAUAGACAGUUUUAGAUUUGAUGUAGAAAGUCUUUGAGAAACUUUUGGAGAAUUAUCAUUUUUCUUAAAGAAUUAGAUUGCUCAUUGAAAAUUUAUUGGAUAAAAUUAAAAAAGGCUGGCAAGGAUCAUAUGCUAAAAAGGAAGAACUGGCAGAAAGCGCCUAAAAAAAUAAUGAACAAGAAGAAGAUGAUCCUUUGGAACUGUAAUUGAGAGAGGCUAGACAAAACUCUGCAAAGAAGGAGAAUUCUUCUAAUGAGCUGGAUUAGAAAAUAAGAGCAAAAGAUAUAGCCAUGUUUGUGAGCAGCUCAUUUUAAUUUGACCCAGUUGAUUAGAUGGAUAAAUUAAGAGGUUAGUUGAAGUAUAUCAAACUUGAAGCCCCUGAAUUAAUGAUAGUCUUCUUUGAAACUUUCUUUUAGAACAUGUUAGCUUCAAAAUAAGUCAAACAGAAUAUUGAGAGAGCUCAAUUAGUAUUCGAUUUAUUAGUUAUGGAAGAAGCAGAUGAAGAAGUAGUUUCAAAGGCACUUCAAUAUAUCUUGGAUGAAGAUCUAGUCUAUAACAUCAGUGAAUCUAAAACAUCUUGGAAAUUAAUUACCAAUAUAUUGUCUUACUUUAUUCUUGAAUAAAAUUGGAAUGCCUUGAAGAAGCUUUAUCUAAAGCCCCUUCUUGAUAUCGAAGAGUUCAAUGAAUUUUUGAUUAGAGUAGGAAAUCAACUAAUCAUCUAAAUCCCAGAUUAAUCAGGUAGAGAGUUGAUUGUCAAGUAUUUUAAUAUGCUCAAAUAAGAUCUGAGCACUUAAUUAAAUUUUGAUUGA